CAUGUUGCAAAUCUUUGAAACCAUUGCACAUUCGUCGACGACAAUUUUAGGUUCUACGGCGAGGAAGGUCCAUCAAUGGCGAACAGAGCAACGGCCUCUUCGUCCUCUUCCCAGCAGAUUCAACAGGAUCUCGAUGUAGGAGGACGAGGAGGAGGUGCGGACGAAGAAGAAGAUUGGGUAUUCGGAGCAGGGUCGGGUUGGAUUGAGGCUCGGACAUGGUGCGACCACUUGCAGUCUCUGUCUCCCGAUCUGUCUAACAUACCUGCUCCCGAUUCUCCUUGCGCCAGGUGUCAAAACCCCGUGGAGAAUUGGUUAUGCCUUUGCUGUGAAGAAGUUCUCUGCAGCCGUUUCGUGAACAGGCAUAUGCUUUCGCAUUACCAUCAGACUGGCCACUGCCUCGCACUUAGCUAUAGCGACUUGUCGGUCUGGUGUUUCUGCUGCGACGCAUAUCUGGACGGGCAAGCGAUUCUGCAGCUUCGACCCAUCUACACGUCUGCUUACAUUCUGAAAUUUGGCGAGGCUCCUCCUUUACCCGAACAGGCUGCCUCUUCUGCAUCAUCGGCUUAAAGUUAAACCAUCUCGAUAAUCGCCCGGUAAGCUAACCAUUCCGAAGUCUCUUCCGAAUCUUUUUCAUCCCGAGAAGGAGAAUUUAGGGGGGACAUUACGCUUGGUAGAAGGCUAGUCUAUGUGACCUAGAGAUUUUUGGUACAUGCAACAAUUCAAGAAAUGUGGUUUACCGGGUUUGGUUAUCUCGAUACCGACAUGAAAUUGGAAGCCGGUUUGUGCAAAUUACAAUGUCAAGGAACAAAAAGAUGGCUUUUGCCUUUCUUGAAAGCCAAUGAGAUCAAUUUCACUUCGCAUCAAUCUAU
Tarenaya hassleriana is the source of this 869-nucleotide messenger RNA. Its product is annotated as histone deacetylase 6. The coding region runs from base 76 to 567 and encodes 163 amino acids. Lineage: Eukaryota; Viridiplantae; Streptophyta; Magnoliopsida; Brassicales; Cleomaceae. The record is from RefSeq and is a predicted model, not a curated record. The transcript is spliced from 4 exons. Gene Ontology annotation, molecular function: zinc ion binding.